AUGGACCCGGAUUGUGCCGUAUGCCACGCCCCUGCCUCUAUGGCCUGCAAUUGCGAAGCUCGUAGCCUCGAGGUGGCCGUCGAGCAAGCAGAAACCAAGAUGAUGCAGUCUGUCUAUGACGAUGUCAGGAAUUGGGUCCGUCUGCAUGCCCAAGACUAUAUCCUCGAAUAUUUCAAGCUCUUGACCGAACGCCGGAAAGCAGCGCAUGCUGAGCACCUCGACAACCUCACCUCACACGCCUACUAUCACUACCGUGCACCUCCGCAUCCCAACGAGAUUGCCAGUGCACAGGCAACUCUCAAGCGUGGCAUCGACGAGGACUGGAGAGCUAGCGUGCAACGAUAUCCCGAAGUGCUCGAGUACUUCUAUAGCCUUGUCACCUUGUCCCUCCCGCCUGACUCGGAUCCAUCCGUCAAGGAUCCACCGCUCAGUGCACUCAACGGUUCCCGUAAGGCACAGCGACGAUCAACGCAAGCCCUUGCUGAGGUGCCUUACGACCGUGCUCAAGCGGGUGCGCUCGCACGAAGAACUCCUCCCCCCCCAGCCAGCCGGCGGGAUCGCGGCCGAGACAGGUUGACACCAGGACCCGUGAUGGCUCAUCCGCACAUGGCUGCUCCAGACCGUCGAGCACGGACUGCCUUCAGGGGCGAAAGGCACGCGCCCCCACCGCCACCAGCAGCCUACUACCAUCCUCACUACUGA
Microdochium trichocladiopsis is the source of this 702-nucleotide messenger RNA. RefSeq lists its product as uncharacterized. Bases 1 to 702 code for a protein of 233 amino acids. The transcript is spliced from 2 exons. NCBI's taxonomy places the organism in Eukaryota, Fungi, Ascomycota, Sordariomycetes, Xylariales, Microdochiaceae. The record is from RefSeq and is a predicted model, not a curated record.